This is a messenger RNA of Yarrowia lipolytica CLIB122, 1560 nucleotides long. RefSeq lists its product as uncharacterized. The record is from RefSeq and is a predicted model, not a curated record. Gene Ontology annotation, biological process: aldehyde metabolic process. NCBI's taxonomy places the organism in Eukaryota, Fungi, Ascomycota, Dipodascomycetes, Dipodascales. Gene Ontology annotation, molecular function: aldehyde dehydrogenase (NAD+) activity. Gene Ontology annotation, cellular component: cytoplasm.
AUGUCUACCUUUGAUUGGGAAUCCAUUGUGCCUGCCACUCCUCUCGACCAGAUUCCUGGCGACAUCCAGCGACUGCGAAAGGGCUUCCGAUCCGGAAAGACCCUCGAUCUCAACUACCGACUGGACCAGAUUCGAAACUUGCACUACGUCCUCAGAGACAAUGUCGAGGCCAUCAAGGACGCCGUGUACAAGGAUCUCGGCCGACCCAAGCACGAGACUGACCUGUGCGAGGUGGGUUUCCUGUGGGGCGAGUUUAACAACGUGGUUGCCAACCUCAAGAAGUGGGCCGCCGACGAGGACGUCAAGACCAACCUGCAGUACUCCAUCUCCUCCCCCAAGAUCCGAAAGCGACCUCUUGGAAACGUGCUCAUCAUCUCGCCCUGGAACUACCCCUUUAUGCUGACCGUGUCUCCUCUCAUUGGAGCUCUGGCUGCCGGUAACACUGUGGCUGUCAAGUUCUCCGAAAUGGCCCCCCACACUUCCAAAAUUGUUGGCGACUUGUGCACCAAGGCCCUCGACCCCGACGUCUUCCAGGCCAUCCAGGGAGGUGUCCCCGUCGUCACCAAGACCCUCGAGCAGAAGUUCGACAAGAUUAUGUACACUGGUAACCACACUGUCGGUAAGAUCAUUGCCACUGCCGCCAACAAGUACCUGACACCCGUCAUCCUCGAGCUCGGAGGUAAGUCGCCCGUUUUUGUCACCAAGAACUGCAAGAACAUCAAGCUUGCCGCUAAGCGAGCCCUGUGGGGUAAGGUGGUAAACGCUGGCCAGACCUGUGUGGCUCCCGACUACGUGAUUGUCGAGCCCGAGGUGGAGCAGGAGUUUAUCGACGCCUGCAAGUACUGGAUUAACGAGUUCUACAGUGGUAAGAUUGACCAGUACAACCCCGACUUUGCCAAGAUCGCCACCCCCAACCACUGGAACCGACUUACCUCCAUGUUGAGCAAGUCCAAGGGAGAGAUCAUUACUGGAGGUAACACUGACGAGAAGACUCGAUUCAUCGCUCCUACUGUCGUCGCAAAGGUCCCCGACAAUGAUUCCCUGAUGGAGGACGAGAUUUUCGGCCCUCUUCUGCCCAUUCUCACUGCCCGAUCCGUCGAGGAGGGUAUCAAGUACGUGCACGAGAACCACGACACCCCUCUUGCCAUGUACGUCUUCACUGACAAGGCCUCUGAGGGCGACUACAUCCAGUCCCAGAUCAACUCUGGUGGCCUUAUCUUCAAUGACACUCUGAUCCACGUUGGAUGUGUCCAGGCUCCGUUUGGUGGUGUCGGCAUGUCCGGUUACGGUGCUUACCAUGGCGAGGACUCCUUCCUGGCCUUCACCCACCGACAAACCUACCUCAACCAGCCCAAGCUUCUGGAGCCUCUUCAGGACGUGCGAUACGCCCCCUACACCAAAACCAAGCGAAGCAUGGUCAAGAACCUGCUGCUGGUCGGCCCCAUUUUCCCCCGAACCGGCUCCGUAUACCCCAACGUGCUGAUCCGAAUCUUCCGAAAGAUUUGGUUCUGGGUCCUUAUUGUCGCCAUCGGAGCUGCUGGUGCCAAGGCUCUGCUCUAG